Molecule: messenger RNA, 7081 nt
Organism: Acanthopagrus latus (yellowfin seabream)
Lineage: Eukaryota; Metazoa; Chordata; Actinopteri; Spariformes; Sparidae
Product: unconventional myosin-Vb
Exons: 37
Coding region: 274-5256 (1660 amino acids)
Biological process (GO): actin filament organization; vesicle transport along actin filament
Cellular component (GO): actin cytoskeleton; vesicle; myosin complex
Molecular function (GO): ATP binding; microfilament motor activity; actin filament binding
Source: RefSeq, a predicted model, not a curated record
CCUGUACACAGGUGAUCUGAAUCCACUGCAAUCAGAGGGAUUUUGAAAUCCAGCCCAAAAUGCUUCAGACAGCAUGUUCCACACAAAGACACUGCUACAAACCAAAAUUAACAGUUAACCUGACAGUCCUCAUGCCUCUGUGUGAGCCCGGACAAAGUGCAGAAUACUGUCACCGGGACAUACAGCGGCUCUCGUGCAGCGGUGUGGAGGAUACAGACUGUUCCUGUAGGGUUUUUAAGAACAUGUCUUUUUGGAUGCUUUAAAGCAGUUGAGAUGGCUUCACUGGAGCUGUACAGCAAGGGAGCGAGUGUGUGGAUCCCUGACCCAGAUGCAGUUUGGGCGUCAGCACUUCUCCUCCAGGACUACAGUCCUGGAAAGAAACAGCUACUGCUGCAGCUCGCUAAUGGAAAGGAGGUCCAGUACCCAGUGGGGUCCCCCUCUGACCUCCCACCGCUGGGGAACCCCGACAUCCUGGAGGGGGAGAAUGAUCUAACAGCCCUCAGCUUCCUCCAUGAACCCGCUGUAUUGCACAACCUGCGGGUUCGAUUCCUGGACUACAACAGCAUCUACACAUACUGUGGUAUUGUGUUAGUGGCCAUCAAUCCCUACGACCAGCUGCCCAUAUAUGGAGAGGAGGUGAUCGAUGCGUACAGCGGUCAGGACAUGGCCGACAUGGAACCUCACAUCUUCUCUGUGGCCGAGGAAGCCUACCGCACCAUGACCAGGGAGGAGAAAAACCAGUCGAUCAUCAUCAGUGGAGAGUCUGGCUCAGGAAAAACGGUCUCAGCCAAAUUCACCAUGAGAUACUUCGCUGUGGUUGGAGGAGCAGCACAGCAGACCAGCGUGGAGGAGAGGGUCCUGGCCUCCAACCCGAUAAUGGAGUCUAUCGGGAACGCUAAAACCACUCGAAACGACAACAGUAGUCGUUUUGGGAAGUACAUCGAGAUUGGCUUCGGCAGGAAAGGGGACAUCAUCGGGGCAAACAUGAGGACGUAUCUCCUGGAGAAGUCGAGGGUCGUCUUCCAAGCAUCCGCAGAGAGGAACUACCAUAUCUUCUACCAGCUGUGUGCCUCCAGAGAGUUGCCAGAAAUGAGAUCCUUUAAACUGGAUGCACCUGAGCAUUUCCGCUAUACCAACCAGGGAGGAGACAUGCAGAUCCCUGGUACUGAUGAUCUGUCUGACCUGGAGCGCACUCGCAAUGCUUUCACCGUUCUGGGUGUGCAACCUGACCAGCAGAUGGAGCUCUUCAGGAUCCUGGCAGCUGUUCUGCACCUUGGAAAUGUCAACAUCCAAAUCAGUGGGAGAAGUUCUGACAAAGGUUACAUUGAUCCAGGCGACCGCUCUCUGGCUGUCUUCUCCAAGCUGUUAGGAGUGGAGGGACCUCAGAUGGCCCACUGGUUGUGUCAUCGCAGACUGGCUGUAGGGGGAGAGAUGCUGAUCAAACCCAUGUCCGGUCAGCAGGCUGUAGGAGCCAGGGACGCGCUGGCCAAACACAUCUACGGCCAGCUGUUCACGUGGACCGUCCAGAGGCUCAACUCUGCUCUGCGCAGCCAGAGAGGGAAGGCCAGAUCAUUUAUAGGGGUGCUCGACAUCUAUGGGUUCGAAACCUUCGACCGGAACAGCUUUGAGCAGUUCUGUAUAAAUUAUGCGAAUGAAAAACUGCAGCAACAGUUCAACAGGCACGUGUUCCACUUGGAGCAGGAGGAGUACGUCCGGGAGGAGCUGGUCUGGAACAGGAUUGAGUUCAGUGACAAUCAGCAGUGCAUCAAUCUCAUAGAGGCACAACUGGGCCUGUUUGAUCUGUUAGAUGAGGAGUGCAGGAUGCCCAAAGGUUCAGAUGAGAGCUGGGUGCGGAAGCUGUACGACCAACACCUGACCGGCAAGCCCCACCCUCACUUCCGCAAACCUCGCAUGUCCAACAGCGCCUUCAUCGUGCUGCACUUUGCUGACACGGUGCAGUACGAGUGUGACGGCUUUUUAGACAAGAACAGAGACACAGUCUUCGAGGAGCUCAUUAACAUUCUCAAAGCAAGUCAGUCUGAGCUGGUGGCUGAGUUGUUCCAGCAGCAGGGAAACGUGUCCUCUGUGGCUAACGGAAGUGUUCGCUCAGGAAAAAGAGCCACCAGAGAACACAAACUGACUGUGGGCUUCCAGUUCCGUCAGUCCUUACAGAUGCUGAUGGACACUCUCAACAGCACCACUCCUCACUACGUCCGCUGUAUCAAACCCAACGACCUCAAAGAACCCUUUUUGUUUGAUCCCAGGAGGACAGUCCAGCAGCUGAGAGCCUGUGGGGUGCUGGAAACGAUUCGCAUCAGUGCUGCAGGUUUUCCAUCAAGAUGGACGUACGAGGAGUUCUUCAGCAGGUACCGCCUUCUGCUCCGAGGCCCUCAGAGCCUGGAUCAGGCCCAGGCCUCCUGCAGACAGGCUCUGCCUGAGCUCAUCCCAGACCCGGACCAGUUCUGCUUCGGAAAGACCAAAGUAUUCUUCCGUGCUGGUCAGGUGGCCUUUCUGGAGAGGCUUAGAUCUGAGAAGCUGCGUGUUGCUGCCAUGAUCAUCCAGAGCCGCGUCAGAGGAUGGCUGGCCCGGACCAGAUACACCAGGAUCUGCUGGGCGACGGUCACCAUACAGAGAUACUGCAGGGGAGCUCUGGCCAGACGGCUGGCUCUGACCCUGCGCUACUCCAAGGCUGCUUUGGUGAUCCAGAAGACCUACCGCAUGAUUGUGGUCAGACAGCUGUUCCUCAUGAUCCGACAGGCCACCAUCACCAUCCAGGCCUUCACCAGGGGCACACUGGAGCGCCGCAGAUACAGACUGUUGGUCGCAGAGCGUGCUGCCGUGCUGCUCCAGGCGAGAGUGCGUGGGUGGCUGGCGAGGCGGGCGUACAGGCGGGUGCGUGCGGCGGUGGUGUUCAUGCAGUGCUGUGCGCGCCGCAGGGCUGCCAGGAGAGAGCUGCUGAAACUAAAGACCGAGGCCCGCUCUGUGGAGAAGUACAGAGAGCUCAACAAGGGCAUGGAAGUCAAACUGAUGCAGCUGCAGCUCAGAGCAGACCAGGGGGCCAGGGAGGGCGCAGCUUUGAGGGGGACCCUGCAGGCAGAGCGAGAGGCCGCCAGCGCCGAGCUGCAGGCUUUGAAGGCAGUGAUACAGAAACUAGAGAGCCAGAAACACGAGAAGCCUCAGCCCUGCACUGUCAUCAGCGAGAAGGAGGUGGAGGAAAGGAGGAGAGCCGAGGAGAAGGCUGCGCAGGAGAUCCUUCAACUCAAACAAGAGUUGCAAGUCCUGCAGAGAGAAAAAGACAGUUUUCAUAAAGAGAAAGAAGAACUCUCUGCUCGCUUGCUUGAAGGAGAAAAAGCACAAGAAGAGUGUGUGACUCAGGCUGUGUCUCAGGCGAGUGCAGCUCUGAGUGCAGAGCUGGAUGAAGAGAGAAGAAAGUAUCAGGGUCUCCUGAGAGAGUUUACCAGACUGGAGCAGAGAUACGACAACCUGCGGGAGAUGAGUCUGCUCACUGAGCACGCCAAGGGCCACAGAAGAACUGACUCCACCCGGAGUUUGAACUUUGAGCCUCCCUCGCCCACUCUGAUGACACCCCAGUCCCUCACCCCUCUCUCCUUGUCACCCUUCCCAUCUGCCUUCCCUUCCCCAGAGGAGGUCCGCAGGGUCAGUGUGACGUCACCAGUGGACGGGAGAGUCUCAGUGUGGAGCUCUGAAACACCAAUGGACCAGCUGAUGGAGAAGAUGGAGGUGGCCAAAGACCCGGCAGUGAAGAUGAAGGGAGAGGACCUGGCCCAUGCUUACGAUGCUGUCCGAGUGGCCAACAAGUUUCUGGAGAGCCAGCUGCGUCGCCAGCAAAGUCAGAAGGAGGAGGAGAUGGAGGCUCUGAGGAAGCAGCUUAGUCAAGCCAUCUCUGGUUCUUCCUCUGCUGCACAGCAACAGGACUUGCAGGAGCUACUGGAGGCCAGAGAGCAGGAGUGUGUUCGACUGAGGAGAGAGCUGAAGGAGCUUAAAAACACAGUGUCACUCAGACGACUGCUGACACAAGUUCUCCCAUCAGCUCUCAGCGCAGAGACGACCCCCUGUCCGUCCCGACGGAAGCCAGCAAUGGUCACUGGUUUGUUUGAAUGUAGGAAGAGAGAUGAGAACAAGCUAAUCAAAAACCUCAUCACAGACAUCCGGGUUGACAGCGCCCUGUCUCUGCCUCCUGGUCUGCCCGCCAGCGUGUUCUUCCUGUGUGUUCGUCAGGCCGACUGCAGCGGAGACCAAACUCACGCCCGCUCGCUCUGUAGUGCUGCUGUCACGGCUCUGAAGGCGGCUCUGAAGAAACACAGUAACGAUGUCCAUAUGACGGCUCUGUGGCUGAAAAACGCCUGUGUGUUGCAUGACCUGUUGACCCAGCACUCCCCAAAACAGACCAUCGACUCAGACGAACUGGUUCCACUGACCACUGAUGUGAGUGACUUGAUCCGCGCCCUGAGUGACCUCUGCAUCCAGGCCUAUCAGCAGCUCCUCUCCAUCACUGAAAAUCGGCUACAAAACAUCAUAGUUCCUGCUCUGUUGGAGAGCGAGAUCAUCCCAGGCCUGUCCGGCUCUGCGGUGAAGUUGGUAACAUCCAGAAAGAGAGCGGGCUCAGACCCCAGGGCUGUGGGAGGAGAUGCUCCCACCAUGGCGUCGGUGCUGAGGGAGCUGGGAGCCCUUCACACGGCUCUGUCCCGUCAGGAUCUGCCCCCGACACAGAUGGAGCAGGCCUUCCACCAGCUCACCUACCUCAUCUCUGCCUCCGCUCUCAACAGCCUGCUGCUGAGGAAAGACAUGUGCUGCUGGAGUCGUGGCAUGCAGAUACGCUAUAAUGUGAGUCUGCUGGAGGAGUGGCUGCGGAGCCGAGGUCUGCAGGCAGGGGGCGCUGUGGCCACGCUGGAGCCUCUCAUCCAGGCGGUUCAGCUGCUGCAGGCCGGCAAGAAGACUGAGGGGGACGCGCAGGCCCUCGUUCAGACCUGCACGGCCCUGUCCGGCCAGCAGAUCGUGAAGAUUCUGACCCUCUACACGCCUCACAGUGACCUCGAUGAGCGAGUCACAGUGAAUUUCAUCCGUACUGUCCAGGGGCUUCUCAAAGGCCGUUCAGACGGUCAUCCUCAACAUCUCCUAAUGGAUGUGAGACGAGUGUUUCCUGUCACAUUUCCCUACUCGCCUCCCACCGUCCUCCAUGCCGAGCAGUUAGUCAUCCCAGACUCCCUCAAGAUCUCCUUUCUACGCAGAGUCUGAAAAACAGGAUGCCAGACCUCUUCAGUGGGGCCGCUUCGGAUCCGAUACCCCAACACGCAAACUGAGCCUCUGCAGGAGGAGGAGUUCCCUCGACUAGAGUAUCAUUGUCAACAGCAAUAAAUAAAGAUUUUUUUUUUCGUGGCAUUUUCAGCUAUGUGACAGUUUGUGUACAUGUUAUUUAAAGUUAUUAAAAGACUGUGCAGAUGUCCCCUCGGGUAAAAGACCAUGUACACACCAGAGAGUGACACAACAUGUGUGGAUGGGUAGUUGUUCUGCUGUGUUUCAAUUUGGCUCUGAAUCAAGCCCAUUAAAUGAUCGAUGUUCUUUAUCUCCAGUGUGUACGCGGCCCCUCCCCCCCUUAUAUCUUUCGAUAGUAGCUACAUAUCCAAAUAGGGCAUCCGAGCACACACACAUAAUUCCCAUCUGCCCAGUCACCCAGAGCAAAAUUCAAGUCUACAAAAGGGCAGCAAACUUCACUUCACAUAGUCUGACAUGUGUUUGUUACAUCCGAGCUAUUUACAGUGCCAAUCAGCGACAAUUGAUCUCCCUGUUCCAGAUUAUGUUCCUCUGCACUGAGAAGCUGUACAAACAAACUCCAGCCUCUAAUCAGCUCUACGACAGCUGUGAUAUUUGGCCCAUUACAAUAGACGGCAUUUACAACAUAUCAGACAAACACUUGUGCUGAUAUAAUAAGAAUAAUAAUCCACAAUGUAAACAUUAUAAGACUGCUUUGAAAAAGAUGACUCCCUCUACAUAGAUCUUUAUAGAUUAGAUGCAUAGAGUUCAGUUCUUACACCUUGUUCAAAAGAGGGGGUUUGUUUUAAUCAUAUUCUUUUGUGAUCAGGUGCUUCGGGGGUAGAUGCCCUCAUCAGUUCCCGCUUUUAAAAAGAAAAGAGAGAAAACACCCUGUUUUUAUUAAACUUGGACCCUUUUCCUUGAGUCUGAGGACUACAUCCAUUUCCGCUGGAUGCUUUUGGAAGAAAACAUACACAACCGUUAUAGAUAAAUAAGUCUUUUCAUGAAAAUAGAAUUAAGAGACAUGCUCAAAGUCAAAACAUUUUGUUUUUACAUAAUCAAAUAAACACAUUUAACUGGAGGUUGAUCUGUAAUUACUGUCAUUCCAUAAACAAUUACUGAAAGACAAAGGAAAGAUCAUAGAAUAAAUGUGUUAUUACGGGUGCAUUAAAGACCCCUGUGCUUCUAAAUCUCUACUAAACAGUAGGCCCUCUUUUAAAUGUCAGCUCCAGACCUGGUGUGGGUCUGGAUCUGCAGCCCUUUAGCAGAGGUCUGACUUCUCGAGCUUGUCUGUAGUUCUGAUCAUCAGGGAUCACGGGUGGUAGAUCAGUAGCGAUUUGUGCUCUCCCUGGGGUGCAGGGUGUGAGAUGUUGUAGGAGCAAAAGUCACGCCUCUUCCGGUGGACCCCACAGUUGACCUUAUUUCAGAAACAAUAUGUAGUCGGUAGUGAAUGGAGAGAGACAAAUAACGUUUUUUUUGUUUGUUUUUUUUGUUGUUUUUUUAUCAACUGGGAAUGCCAAUCUUUUAAACUAACCAACAUUACAUGUGUAGUUCAUGGCAGAGUUCAAAAUUGAUAAAAAAUAUUAUCUGUCUCUCUCCAUUCACUGCUGUAUAUGAUUUUUUUUCCGGAUUACGGUCCCACACGGGAAACUGGCAGGGGAGUGACUUUGGCUUUUUUAAUAUCUCCUUGCAUUCAGGUUUUGAUUUGGCAAUUUGUAUUUCUUAACUGUGGAAUGUUUACAGUAACAAAAGAAAAACUACAAGAGGCAUCCUCCACUAAAUAAAAGACGCUUAGAAAAUCGUAUCUGAA